Messenger RNA from Dentiscutata erythropus, 143 nucleotides. NCBI's taxonomy places the organism in Eukaryota, Fungi, Glomeromycota, Glomeromycetes, Diversisporales, Gigasporaceae. The record is from the annotation of a GenBank genome assembly.
CCUCUUCAAGAUCAGUUGCUGCUUCUGUUGUAAAAGUAAUCCCUCAUAUACCCAGUGACCCUCGAGAGCGACUAGACGACAUGUUUGAAAAUGCUUUGGUAAACGAACGCGUUGUUUCAUACACAUGCAAUAUUGAUAACUGA